AUGUUGGCUUGCACCAGAAGGAAUGUAGCAAAUGUCUUCAACGCAGCUCGCCGAUCCAUGGGUACCACGACCGUGACCUCUCCUGCUCCGCCGUCUGUCACACUUGCAGACGUUGCCCCGGACUUCAACACCUCAUUUUCUCAGGACCCCGUAUACUUGGAAUUAGCUACUCCCCUCAUCCCAAAGUCCAACGAUGUAUCCCCGGAACAGAACGUCCUUGCCCUUGACCCGACCGUUUUCCGCCAUCCCAUUCGUAGGGACAUUCUGCACCUAUGCGUGACCCAUCACAGGGAUGGCUUACGGCAGGGAACUGCCAGCACCAAGACGCGUGGUGAAGUGCGUGGUUCCGGAAUCAAGAUUCGCCCUCAAAAAGGCUCUGGAAAAGCUCGACUUGGAGACGGUCAGAGUCCCAUGCUUCGUGGUGGAGGAAUCGCUUUUGGUCCGAAGCCCCGGGACUUCAGCACCAAACUACCGAGGAAGGUGAUUGAGAUGGGUAUGCGGGUUGCAUUGAGUGCAAAGGUAAAGGAGCAGAAACUGGCAGCAGUGUCCCGUCUGGGUUGGCCCAGCGGGAAAACCAGGCAUCUCAGUCAUCGAAUUGACAACUUGGGAUGGCGGAAAACUCUGUUCGUAACUGGAGAGGAGGAGAUACCUGCCGGGUUGGAACGCGCCAUGAGGAAUAUCCCCUCUGUGAGCCUGAUUUCGUCGGACAAGCUCACUGUGUACGACAUCGUGAAGUGGCCGCGCCUCGUUAUGGAUCUUAAGGCACUCGAAUAUUUUGAGAAGACACUCUGCAAACAAACCGGACUCGUUGCAUGA
Pleurotus ostreatus (oyster mushroom) is the source of this 816-nucleotide messenger RNA. RefSeq names its product 54S ribosomal protein, mitochondrial (gene YML6). Bases 1 to 816 code for a protein of 271 amino acids. Lineage: Eukaryota; Fungi; Basidiomycota; Agaricomycetes; Agaricales; Pleurotaceae. Gene Ontology annotation, cellular component: ribosome. The transcript has 3 exons. The record is from RefSeq and is a predicted model, not a curated record. Gene Ontology annotation, biological process: translation. Gene Ontology annotation, molecular function: structural constituent of ribosome.